This is a messenger RNA of Toxorhynchites rutilus septentrionalis, 816 nucleotides long. Its product is annotated as GATA zinc finger domain-containing protein 15-like. Bases 1 to 816 code for a protein of 271 amino acids. The record is from RefSeq and is a predicted model, not a curated record. The transcript has 2 exons. NCBI's taxonomy places the organism in Eukaryota, Metazoa, Arthropoda, Insecta, Diptera, Culicidae.
AUGUCGAUACCACCAUCACUUGAAAGUUUGAACGCAGCAAUCAGUGUCCUAGCACAACAAGUGACACAACUAAAUAACCAAGUUAACCCAACGCCGGAAGCUAAUUUCGCGCCAUUCGAAAUUAGAAACCCCACGACGGGGCACAUUGCUCAGGUGUCGCACGAGGAUCCGUUGGCUCUUCUAAAAACUAUAAACGACUACGAUGGAAACCCGAAUCUCCUUAACCAUUGGCUGAAUAAAGCGAGGAGGAUCAACCAAAUUUUUUUUGCAACGGAUUCGGAUGCUCAACAAAAACAGGGUCAUUAUUACACAUUUCUGCUUGGACUAGAAUCCAAAAUUAUUGGACCUGCACAGGAAGUGCUUGCAAAAAAUAAUUACGAAGCAAAUUUCUCACUAAUGGAGAAGUUACUUAUUGAGGCGUUCGGUGAAAAGAAGAAAAUUGAACAUUUAUUAUAUGAGAUUAUUACAGCGGAGCAACAUGGAAAAAACAAGAUCAAAGAUUUCAGUAUCAACAACAAGGUACUUUAUACCAACAACGACAACACCAACGAGAUUUCCAACCGUUUCAAAGACAACAACACAGUUUUGAGCUACGAGAAUUUCAACCAUUUCAAAGACAACAACGAAGUUUUGAGCAACGAGAAUUUCAACCAUUUCAAAGACAACGAGGUUUUGAACAACGAGAAUUUCAACCAUUUCAAAGACAACAACGAGGUUUUGAACAACGAGAAUUUCAACCACAUCAACUGCGAGAUGGUCUCAUACAAAACAGAAACUAUGUUCAUGAUGGGAACAAAAACAGAACUAUGUUCAUGA